AUGCCGACAGUGAAUGAGAUUCAGCCCCGCUCGUCAGGAUCGACACUUUAUAUCGUGCGCAAUGUACAGGGCCGGCAAUGUCUUGCCCCGCAAUCGCAGCCUGACAACUUGAGCUUUACGUUUCUUGUGAAACUGGACCCGAAAAGUGGCCAGGAAUUUUAUGUUAAUGUCACGACAAAGGCAAAGUCGUGGGAUCUUCCCGACAUUGAUGCGGAGCGUGCAGCUGACCCAUCGCAUAAGGAUGGCAGUGAAUUAUCGCCGCCGUUACAGACGGUGGAGGUCUUUGGCACAACUUACGAAUUGACGCAGUGUGACGGUGAUGAGCGAUACGUUCCGAAGCGGCUGCCGUUUGAACCUUUACCGAUUCAUUGCUGGCGGCCGGUUCGGGACGCCUCGGCGGGUCGUUUUUUGUACGAAAACUGCGAGACGGCUGAGCGAGUCACAAAAUUGCCGCCCAUUGAGUACUACUGCGAUGCUGUGAGGCAAAUUUACGAGUUUUAUGGCAUUGAAGGGUCCUACGUUGACGCUAUUCGUCGUUGUUUUGGCAAUGAGAAUUGGCUGGUUGAAUCGCUUUCGAUUCAGUAUGGGCCAAGACCGCUUCGAAGCGAUGAGGUCAUGGAGCUGGCAGAGUGCUACUUUCAACGGCAUGACAAGUCAAUGCUGGGUGAGAUGGAUAGCCUUUUGGGGCAGUGGAGUGGGAACGAAAUUGGGUUUGUUGAUGCACUUUACAAAGAAUACGGUGAACGCCCACGCACCACACGUGAACGUGUUCGUGCAGUAUACGCCCAGUAUUGCCCUUCCAUGAUUUUUUAUUGUGAUGAGCAGGUGGAUCAAUACAAGGAACGUGAUGAUGAACUUAUUGAUGCAUUGGAAAUUAAAUUUGGGCCUGAGAUGAUCAAGGGGGAGGAGCCCUUGGAAACCAUAAUGCAACGUGUGCGGUGUCAGUUUCUCAAGUAUGACCCUGAACGUGUCGCUGAUAUUGAAAAUAUUCUGGCGAAGCACAAAGGGGCUGAGGUGCAGUUACUUGAGCUCCUCGUUUGCCACUAUGGCCCCGAGGUGAGCCCCGAGGAGAGGGAGAAGCUCCUCAAGGAUCAGCUGCAAACGGCGUGGAAUGAGGCGGACUAUGCGUGUGGAGACAGUUGGGAAGAAGCUUCCAACGAACAGCCUGUAAAAGAAACAGCUGCGGCAAAAAAUGGGGAGCCGACACCGACCAGCAAAGAGACGGGUGCGUGGAAUUGCAAUUCCGACGAAGCCAAUCUGGGGAAUUACAACGAAGAGGAAUUGAAUGAUUGUUCGGCAUCGGUGAAGCUGUUUUCGGAGGAAUGGGCCCCAGCAAUAUCACGCGUAGUCACGCAGGCCAACAGCGUUGCGAUGGAAUUACAGGAAAGCGUUGAGCCCGACAUGUCAAGGCGAUCUUCACCCACAGCCGCAGUGUAUGCCUCAUCUAUGUCUAUGAGGGAAGCCAAUGACACUAUGAAAAGUUUGCGUCUUGCGUCUUCUGCGGCACGGGGAUCCAGUUCCAUCGUAUCGUCCUCAUUCCCGAAUGCAGACUCGGCGUGGAGGAAGCACACGGAGAUCCUGGAGAAUGAGCGAAGGUUGCGUGAGCAGGAGUUCCAAAAACAGCAGCAAUGCAUUCUUUUUGAAGAGGAAAAGCAAGCAAGGGAGUUUGAGGCACAUCAGCGCCUUCUUGCAAUUGAGAGGGAACGGCGUUCUCAAGAGGAGGCGAAGAGAAUUAUGGAGGUUGCACAGGACGCUGCAAUGCAUGCAGUAAAGGAAUUGACGCGGCUACAGCAACUUCGAGAUGAUGAGUAUGGGUGCGAUGAGCGUUCCGGGGAUGUUUCACGCCAACAAGAACAUCGUCAAGCAAUCGAGGCCUUGGCUUCCGCCAAUGAGGCUCUCAUGGGGCAGCUUUCUCACACGGAGGCACAACUACGGGACGCCCUGGCGUCUCUAGAGAGUUACUCUGAGCGAAAUGAAAGGCUUCGAGCUGAAAAUUUAAGUGUGGCAACAAACUUUGCAGAAAUGCAGCGUCAAUAUGAGUUGGAGCUACAGGGAAUGCGUAUUUACCUUGACGACACACGUGUGCGGCUCGCCAAGAAGAUAAGCGAGCAGGAGGUAAAAAUGCUUCACCUCAAGAAAGAAGAGGAAACAACCACCACCAACUUGCUCCGGGAGCUUGAAAUUGAGCGUAACAAUGCUGCCAAGGCAAAGGAUGCCUGGGAGCUUGAGAAAACAGAACUUCGAACAAACAUUGCCGGUUUGAAGCAACAGGUGAAAACAAUAGUGGAAGAGCGAGAGCAUAUGAAGGCUAAACUCAACUCUCGCGAUAUCGUUCUCAGUGAGCGCACGAAAGAAAUAGAGGAACUCUAUGAUGCUAUGAAGCGUCAGAGGCUAGAAAGAAUAGAAGUGGCAAGCCAAACGGAAGAAUUUGACUUGAGCGUUGUGUUGACAGAAGUGCGCGCCUCUGAGGAGCCAUCCCAUACUUUGAAUGCUCUGACAUCCCUUUCCACACGCCUCAAUUCUUCGGUCAAUGUUUCUCCGGAGGCGAAUGACUUGCAGAAGGCCUAUAAGAGAAGCCAGCAGACCGUGUUGGAGUUGCUGGCAGUGAAUAAAAAAAUGAAGACAGAAUCCGAGAAGGCCCGUGAGUUCAUUGGAAUUUUGCGGCAGAGGGUGAGGUCGCUAGAAGCCACUGUCGAGAAACUUGAACUGAGGCAGUUGGCGGUGCCUGAUAUUCCAGUGUGCGCUACAGAGCAGGAUGUUGUCGUGGUGAAUCUCAAGGAGGAUCUACUGAAGGUGGGAAGCCGUCUUCUUGAGGCUGAUGCGGAGUCAACGCGGCUUAAGCGUGAGAUAAGGGAUUUAAGAAGUCUUCUUUCUCUUUACAUGUCUAACACGAAGAAGUUGUAA
Trypanosoma cruzi is the source of this 2904-nucleotide messenger RNA. RefSeq lists its product as uncharacterized. Bases 1 to 2904 code for a protein of 967 amino acids. The record is from RefSeq and is a predicted model, not a curated record. The transcript has a single exon. NCBI's taxonomy places the organism in Eukaryota, Euglenozoa, Kinetoplastea, Trypanosomatida, Trypanosomatidae.